This is a messenger RNA of Cyanistes caeruleus (blue tit), 1134 nucleotides long. It is a transcript of the gene FADD, whose product is annotated as Fas associated via death domain. Gene Ontology annotation, cellular component: CD95 death-inducing signaling complex. The record is from RefSeq and is a predicted model, not a curated record. Gene Ontology annotation, biological process: positive regulation of innate immune response; regulation of apoptotic process; extrinsic apoptotic signaling pathway. Gene Ontology annotation, molecular function: caspase binding; death receptor binding. Lineage: Eukaryota; Metazoa; Chordata; Aves; Passeriformes; Paridae.
GGGCCGGGUCGGGUCGGGUCGGUAUCGUCGGUAUCGUUCCUCCGGUGUCUCCGGGUUCCCGGGAAGUCGCUCUGCGCAAACAGGAAUGGAUUUCCCCUCCAGAGGCUUUGGACAGGACGCCCAAAUCUCCCCCGCGCGGCCUGUGCCGGGCGCGGGGCCCUGCGGCGUGAAUCGUUUCCUGAGCCUGCUGCACUCCAUCUCCUCGGGCCUGUCGGACACGGAGCUCUCCUCCAUGAAGUUCCUCUGCCGCGACAUAAUUAGCAAGCGAAAGCUUGAGGCGGUGCAAAGCGGCAGGGAUCUCUUCAGCAUCCUGAUAGAGCAGCAGAACAUCGCGGACGACAACCUGGAAUUCCUGAGAAGGCUGCUGCAGCACAUCCGUAGGGGCGAUCUGCUGUCACAGCUGGCAAAGUUCGAAGAGGAGGAACCUUGUGCCCCUGAUGAUCAGCCAGAUGGGCAUGAACAACGUCUCCUGAAGGCAGCUGUUCUUGUCAUACAUGACAAUGUUGGGAGAGAGUGGAAGAGGCUGAUGCGAGAACUUGGGAUGCCAGAGGUGAAGCUGGAGAGGAUAGAGACAGACUAUCGAGAUAAAUUGUCUGAACAGGUUUUUCAGGCACUUCGACAGUGGCAGUCGUGGAAGGGGAAGGAUGCAAAGGUAGCUGACUUAAUACAAGCCCUCCGGGGCUGCAACCUGAAUUUGGUGGCAGACAGAGUUGAAGGAAAGAUCUCAGAAUUGAAUACUGGAACCAGAUGAAAUCGGUGUAAAACUAUCAAUGAAAAAAGUCCGAGUGCUGCCUUCUCUUCUGAAGCAAAAUUAUCACUGGUUGUUUAUCAUGCCAUUUACUUAUGUGCCUUAAUAGGUUAAUUUGUGCUCUGUGAAAAUUGGCAUGGAGACAGAUUCCUUUCAGAAAACACUUUUUAGUUUAAUGCUUCUGUCAAGAUAUUUUAAUUUUCACAAGAUACGAACUCAUUUUUGUAGAAAUUCUCACGCUUUUGUUCUGCCACUCACCUGGAAAGAUUUGCUUUGCUGCAGGCACUUUUCAGAUGCAUCUCUACUGGAAAUACAUCCAUGAGACACUUGUGAGGCAACUGGAAUUUAAAAUUUCAUGGGGAGGUUGGAUUUUUUUUUUUUUUUUC